Messenger RNA from Alligator sinensis (Chinese alligator), 3084 nucleotides. It is a transcript of the gene TMEM200A, whose product is annotated as transmembrane protein 200A. The record is from RefSeq and is a predicted model, not a curated record. Lineage: Eukaryota; Metazoa; Chordata; Crocodylia; Alligatoridae. The transcript is spliced from 2 exons. Bases 55 to 1533 code for a protein of 492 amino acids.
GAGCCGCGCCCCGCCGAGCCCGCGCCCGCUCAGCGCAGGGCAGAAUACAGAACUAUGAUAGCAACUGGAGGAGUAAUAACAGGCCUGGCUGCCUUAAAGAGGCAAGACUCUGCCAGAUCUCAGCACCAUUUAAAUCUUGCCACAUCACCAACUCCUGAAGAGAAAAAGCCAGUCAGACGCCGGCCCAGAGCUGAUGUAGUAAUUGUCAGAGGCAAAAUCCGUCUUUAUUCCCCAUCUGGAUUCUUUCUUGUUUUGGGAGUGCUUAUCUCAUUCAUGGGAAUUGCAAUGGCCAUCCUUGGAUACUGGCCUCAAAAGGAAGAAUUUUUAGGUCCUGAUGCUACACUGUCAAUAAAUGAAACCCAAGUUGUACAAAACCAAGGUGGAGUUAUACUUCGUUUCUUUGAACAGCAUUUACACUCGGAUAAAAUGAAGAUGUUGGGCCCCUUCACUAUGGGCAUUGGAAUCUUUAUUUUUAUUUGUGCUAAUGCUAUUCUACAUGAAAAUCGUGACAAGGAAACAAAAAUCAUACACAUGAGAGACAUAUAUUCCACUGUAAUAGACAUCCACACUCUAAGAAUAAAGGAACAAAAGCAACUAAAUGGUGCCUUCACAGGCUUAUUAGGAGAACGUGAAUUCAAGCAUAGUGGGAACACCUGUGCAUCGUGUUUGGCUGCAAACACAAUUGCACCUUUUUCUGGCUUUAGAAGGAGUAGUUUUCGAAUAGAUAGUUCUGCUGAGGAAGAUGAAGUUGCCAUACAUGAAGACAAGAACAUUACUAACCUUCUACCCCCUCUGUUAACUGAACGUUCUGGCUCAGUCUUUGGACUCUGCCCUCCCCCUAACAAGGCUAUUGAUGACAAAAAUGCUAGCUCUAUAAAGUGUGAAACAAAAUCAAUUGUAUCAUCCUCCAUUAGUGCUUUUACACUUCCUGUAAUUAAACUGAAUAACUGUGUUAUUGAUGAACCUAGUAUAGACAACAUCACUGAGGACUCCGAGAUCACUAGAAGCCGGUCUAGAAAUUUGUCAAUGGACUCUCUAGCCAUUCCAUUAACUGAUACCAAUGAAUCCUACAAACGUGUCAGUGCAGCACUACCACGAAAUAAUUCAUUUGUGGAUUCUCCAUCCAGUCAGUUCAAAUCUUCUAUGACUCUUGAACCAAGCACUGGAAAACUUUUAUCGCCUGGUGCUGCCAGAAAACAGUUUGGGUCCAACACAUCAUUGCAUCUUCUGUCUGCACAUUCAAAAUCCUUGGACUUAGACAGGGGUCCAUCUACACUCACUGUCCAAGCUGAACAAAGAAAACAUCCCAGCUGGCCCAGAUUGGAUCGCAGCAACAGUAAAGGAUAUAUGAAACUAGAAAACAAAGAGGACCCAAUGGAUAGAUUACUUGUACCUCAAGCUGCAGUCAAAAAAGACUUUACAAAUAAAGAAAAACUUCUUAUGAUAUCAAGAUCUCAUAAUAAUUUGAGCUUUGAACAUGAUGAGUUUUUGAGUAACAACCUAAAGCGGGGAACUUCUGAAACAAGAUUUUAAUAUUUAAAAUACAAUUUACAAGAUGUCAUAAAGUAUUUUUAGAACAUUUUGAAAAGUGUUUCUUUUUCAUUGAAAGUGGUACAAGCCUGUUUUUACCAAAUGCUUAUAGCACAUUAUAAUUGGCUUAUGUGAGCAGAGAUCAUCAUCUUUGUAAUGCCAACAAUUCUAUGUCUUGGUAACAUGCAACUGCAAUAUUGUUCAUUAACAUCACUCAGAAUAUGUUGGUGCCACAGAUUCCGUUUCCUCCAAGCAGUUACUCCUUUGAGUCUAUAUUAGCAUGUUAUCUUUCAUCAUUCAUGAGUCAAGAAGCCUGCACCAGAACUAUAGCUCCCAUUUUGCUUGUAUUUUCAGUUAAUUUAAUGUUUGCAACAUUCUAACAAUGGUACUUCCAGUUUAGGAUGAAAAGUGAGUAGGAGUUGUACUGGAAUUGCCAAAGUCAGGCCCGUGUUAUAGAUAUUGUCUUUAAUACAUCUUGGUAACUACAAACCUAUAAUAUUGUGAAAAGUUAUUUUACUUGUUGGGGUGGGAGUGUAGAAGAAAAUUGGACAGAUUAAACAUAAUUUUUAUGAACUCAUUGUAAAUGGUCAAGUUGAAAAUGAGUGUUGUGAACUCUUAACUAUGCUUUAUGUGAUAACCUUUCUACAUCCGUAAAACCUAGUACUGUAAUUCAAGGAAAUCAUAUGCAGAACACAAUGGCCAUAGCUUAGAAAUUUGCAGAUUUUUAUGAGAUUAGUUACCAAAAGCAUAUCAUGAGACAACAAUUUUAGAAACAAAAAUAGGGAUUUAAAUUAAAAUAUGAACAUGAUGAAUGAAAGCAAAGUUUUAGAAAUAUGAUGUAACGUAUCUUGAUGUGGCAAAAAUACAAAGAAUAAGUAAAUAUAUAUCAUUUGUAUUUACAGUACCCAAAACUUAAGAUUGCUAUAUUUGAAAGUACAGAAACAGCUAUAAUGAUAUUAGUGUAAAAGCCCUACUAGCAUAAUUUUGACUUGAACACUUUGCAUAGCUAUAGUGUGAUAGUUUAGCUGCAAUAAGGUGCUUUGAAGGAUUUGCAAAUGAGGGGAUGGCAUUUAAAACACAAAGUAUUCUGUGAGCAAAACAAGAUUCAGUUUCAGUUAUAGGUUAUUGCUAAAGAAAUUAAUACAUGAAAGCAUGUACUAGACAUUUUCAUGUAUUCCAUUAAUGUAUUCCCUGCUAUGGGAACCAUACUGGAUAACAUUUAUGCCCACUUCUUGGUUCACAAAGCAGGACUGGGGUGGUAAUUGGUCAUCUUUGAUCUUUUCACUUAACCUAAAUACUCAGGAAUUACUUUAAUGGCUUUUCCCAAAAAAGAAUCAAACACAUUAAGAUGUUGUUGUACUUCAGUUGACCAUGAAAGAUGAAAGACAGAAAUAUUCUUUUCUAAUUUUCAGAUUCAUAUUUCAACAAUGCAGUGUUUGUGUGUCAAGAGCAUUCUUGCUCCGUGCAUUGAGGCAUAGUGUUACUUGUUAGAACCUCAAGCCUAUAUAUUGUAACAGAGUUGGCUAAAUAUUUUGCUAUGAAGCUUUUAAUAAC